Molecule: messenger RNA, 2241 nt
Organism: Pleurotus ostreatus (oyster mushroom)
Lineage: Eukaryota; Fungi; Basidiomycota; Agaricomycetes; Agaricales; Pleurotaceae
Product: Protein phosphatase PP2A regulatory subunit B
Exons: 3
Coding region: 1-2241 (746 amino acids)
Biological process (GO): L-tryptophan biosynthetic process
Source: RefSeq, a predicted model, not a curated record
AUGACCAUAGAGCACCCCCGCAUUCUCUUCGUAGAUUCAUACGAUUCCUUUACUUUCAACCUCGCUUCACUAUGCAGACGGUCCAUACCUAAUUGCUCAAUCUACAUAAUCAAGAACGAUGAUCUGACAAUAACUCAGCUGAUACCCUACCUGUCACUCUUUUCUGCAAUCAUCGUCGGUCCUGGCCCAGGAUCACCGGGCAAUCCCCAUGAUAUCGGAAUAGUCAAGGAUUUGUGGAAGGUCCCAGGUGCCCACCUUCUCCCCAUCUUCGGCGUUUGUCUUGGGCUCCAGAGUCUAGCGUUGGAACAUGGUGCAGAGCUGUGUCGAUUGAAGGUAGUCAAGCAUGGUCAAGUCUCGACGAUUCAUCACACCGGAGAGGAUAUAUUUGCUGCGGUGGAAAGCGUACACGCCGUUCGAUAUCAUUCACUCCACGUCAAACUUUGCGAGGAUGGUGAUAUCGAAGAACUCGGCUGGGCAGAUGAUGGGGAAGAGAACGGCAGAGUAGUGAUGGGCAUCAAGCAUAAAUCCAAACCCUUUUGGGCCGUUCAAUAUCACCCCGAAUCAGUGUGCACAGAUGGUGGAGGGUACGACGUGUUGUGUAAUUUCUGGCGAUUGGCUCAGGAAUGGUCGAGAAAGGUUGGCAGAGUGCCGACACCUUGGGAACCGUCCGUCCGUCAGUUUGUAGGUCCUUCUUGGCCAAAUAUCAACCCACAUUCCGCACCACCAUCCCCUACUCAACGACCUGCCGUGACAACGAAAGUACUUAAAUUAGCCAGCGUCAGCAUCACUAGAAUCUGCGAGAUCUUGGGCGUCGACAACGAGAGCAAACGGUUCGCGUUGCUCGAUUCAGCCGCCAAACCUGGACGGUAUUCCAUCAUCGCAUCCUUGAUGCCCUCUUCUCCCCAGAUUACCUAUUACGUCGGCGAUCAUUGGUUAACUAUGUCGACCGAAUCGCGGAGUGUUCGCCAUGAAUUAACUCACCAUACAAUCUGGACUUGGCUCGCAUCCUUCAUUCGCCGACGUAGGGCCCACGGCGGCUCUCCCGAUAUCCCGUUUUGGGGUGGCUUGAUUGGCUACCUCAGUUACGAACUCGGCGUCAGCUCUCUCAACGUUCCCUUGAAGGUAUCUGAACGGCGGCAUCCAGACGUCAAUAUGGUUUUUGUCGAACGCAGCAUUGUAUACGAUAACCAGACUGGGCAAACGCAUAUUCAAUCGCUGCUUCCUGACGAUCAAGGUUGGAUUGCGGACAUCUCUUCUCAGCUGGAAAUCGUGUUGCAAGAUGCUGAGGUGCCUUCCCCUACAAUGAUUCCAACUGCGAAGUCGGUAGUCCUACCGGACAAAUCCCUCUACAUAUCUCGUAUCAAUAAAGCCAAGGAUUCCCUCUUUUCAGGCGACUCUUACGAAUUAUGCCUUACCGCUCCUACACGAAUCACCAUUCCAGCAUCCCCGUCCCCUACGUCUACGUCAUGGCAGCGAUACAAACAGCUGCGAAAGAACAACCCAGCACCCCAUUCCGCAUACCUUCGAUUGCAUCCCUCCACCCUUCUCUCCUCUUCUCCUGAGCGUUUCCUCUCAUAUUCGCGUCCACCUGGAACAGUUUGCCAAUUGCGUCCUAUUAAAGGCACAGUACGCAAGUCCCCAACAAUCACUCGCGCUAUAGCGGAGAAAGCCCUGGCUGGUAGCAAGAAGGAAGUCGCAGAGAACCUGAUGAUUGUCGAUUUGAUACGGCACGACCUGCACAGUGUCGUCGGAGAGGACGUGGCUGUCACCCAGUUCUGCAAGGUCGAGGAAUACGAAACUGUAUGGCAGCUAGUCAGUGUUAUUGAGGGCAGACUACCUGAAGGGUCGAGCGGCGACGUCGAUCUGGCUGCCGAGUUAGGAUGGGACGUACUCAGCAAAAGUUUACCUCCUGGUAGUAUGACAGGUGCACCGAAGAAGCGCAGUGUGGAAAUUCUACAGACAUUAGAAGACAGCCCGAGAACCAUUUAUUCCGGGGUCUUUGGUUACUGGUGUGUCAGCGGGGCUGGGGACUGGUCGGUGACUAUACGCAGCUGCUUCAAGUUCCAGGACACGCAGACGUCGUCGUCGUCGUCGUCAAGUGAUUCCUUUACGCCAGGGGACAGUCGGGAUGAAGAGUGGCAAGUUGGUGCAGGAGGCGCCAUUACCGCGCUCUCCGAUGCCGAUGACGAAUGGGAGGAAAUGGUUAUCAAGCUGCAUAGCGUUCUAAAGUCUUGGGAUUAA